AUGAAUUACGCUGUUUCAUUGUCGCUGCUCACAACUGGUGUCAUUCACUUGUUGCCACUUUCGGGAGCAAUCGGAUCCAAUCAAUUGCAUGCUCUGUAUGGUAUUCCAAUACAGGACCCGAAUUUAAUUAUUUUAAUGCGUCACCGAGCUGUGUUAUUUGGAAUUUUAGGUUCCUAUUUGUGUUAUGCUGCAUUUCAACCACGACAUGUCAAGAGUGCGCUGAUGAUGGGUUUGACAAGCGUCAUUUCGUUUAUGGUGUUAGCGUACAUGUCUUUGGAAGGAUAUAAUAAAGAAAUUGCGAAAGUUUUUAAGGUGGAUGUGGUGGCAUUGGUGAGCUUGGUGGUUGGAACAGUUUUGCAUUACAACCAGAAAUGA
Messenger RNA from Naegleria lovaniensis, 375 nucleotides. RefSeq lists its product as uncharacterized. NCBI's taxonomy places the organism in Eukaryota, Heterolobosea, Eutetramitea, Acrasida, Naegleriidae. The coding region runs from base 1 to 375 and encodes 124 amino acids. The record is from RefSeq and is a predicted model, not a curated record. The transcript has a single exon.